Messenger RNA from Vespula pensylvanica (western yellowjacket), 2730 nucleotides. Its product is annotated as odorant receptor 67c-like. NCBI's taxonomy places the organism in Eukaryota, Metazoa, Arthropoda, Insecta, Hymenoptera, Vespidae. Gene Ontology annotation, molecular function: odorant binding; olfactory receptor activity. The coding region runs from base 125 to 1315 and encodes 396 amino acids. The record is from RefSeq and is a predicted model, not a curated record. The transcript is spliced from 5 exons. Gene Ontology annotation, cellular component: plasma membrane. Gene Ontology annotation, biological process: sensory perception of smell; detection of chemical stimulus involved in sensory perception of smell.
GUAAAUAAUAAAUUAGAAAGAAUAUUGGGGUUGUAUUUGAAGGGAAAGACAGUUGCUAUAGAACCUCUACGAAGUGCGGAUCGGUCUACGUAAAUAAUUCUAUAAAUUUCAAUCGUUCUUAUCGAUGUCUAUCAAUUUUCAAAAUACCAAUCGGUUGAACGCCUUAGUCAAUUUGCUUUCGGGCAAUGUUUUACCCGUAACUUCAGAUGGAUCUGAAUUAUCCUUGCUAUCCAAGUUAUACGCCAUUUCGACUUGGAUAAUAAUAUUAAUAUAUACAAGUGGUUGUGUCAUUGCAAUAUUUCGUGUGUCCAAGGAAUAUGCCUUGAGAGAGUGUACAGUGAAUUUAAUAAUCGUCGUUGAGGUUUUUUUCAAUAUCUUUCAUAUGUACCACCAAAGGGAUCUUUUGAAACGAUUGAUCGACAAUUACAAUCUUCUAUUUUCUAUGGGUAACGAUUUAUUAAAAACCACAGUUGUAACUUAUAUUGGACCCGUAGAAAAAAUGUUGAAAUUUUAUGCGAUCACUGAAGUCUGUACGGUUGUAUUUUGGGUCUCAGCGUCACUGGUGACGGUCUUUCAAAAAGAAGAAUUCGUACACGAGGAUUACGCUUUGCCGAUUAGUUUCUCCGAGGAACCAAUCUCUCGUAACGUUUAUAUCGUAAAUGUCGUCGUUGAGAUAUUCGGAUCUGGUUAUUUGAUUUUCAAAAAGGUCAGUGCUGAUAUAUAUACUUUGCAUUUGAUACUAUCGUUAACGUCGCAAUACAAGUAUAUGAAAAUGAAAUUCGGGAUGAUAUUUCGAAGAAAAGAUAAUUCCUCAAAAUCGAGAUAUCAAAGUGAUCGUGUCAUCGAGAAAGAACUCGAUUCUUUAUUUCGUCAUCAUUCCGUCGUUGUUCGGAGCACGAUCAUGCUGAAGGAAAUACUUUCGUUCAACGUCUGUGUCGUUCAUUUGGAUAGCGUCUUUCGAUUUUGCUUUUUAAGCUUCAUGCUUGCCAUGGUAUCGUUUGUGAACAUGACAGUGAACAUCAAAGGAUGUAUAAUAAUAUCGUAUACCGUUGCCGCUAUUUUACAAUUGUAUAUGAUUUGUUUCUACGUACAAGAACUUCUCGAAAUGGGUUCGAUAUUGGCGGACGAUGCUUUUCACGAGGAAUGGUAUUCCUGCGAAUUAUUGGUGAGAAAAAAUUUCAGAAUAAUGAUACAUGCGAAUAAGUUGAAGUGUCAGCUAGCUCCAUGUCAAAGCGUCGACUUGUCCUUACCAUCCUUUAUGCAGAUUAUCAAUCAAGCCUACUCCGCGUGUCUGCUCUUUUUGAAGAUGAAAUAAAACCGGUUUGAAGGUGGAAGGAAGGUGGGUCCCACCCCCACCCCCCCACCCCGCGCAAAAAAUAUCUCUCUCUUUACGAGAAUUUCAUUUUGAUGAGGUGCACGCGUUACUUCACCGAAACCGAUUGUAAAAGGGAUCAAUAAGAACUUGAUUGUAUCGACGAUUCUAUCUUUUCCCUCAUAGUAGUUACGAAUUAGUUUAAAUCUUACGAAUCGAUUUCUGUAAAAAUAAGUUACGAAUGUUUGAUAAUCACCUUUCGUCUUGAAAGGUCUCGAUGGUUGAGAGUAACCCUUCGAGCCGUUCCCAUUGAUGGCUGCAACACGAAAUUGAUACCAAUGGCCUGUCUUCAAUCGACCACGAAGAGUCGCGUGAGGUUUCGUAGAAACGUGUCGAACGGUCCAUGAACUUAAUCUGGAUUCUAAAUAACGUGGACCGAUAAGAUGACGUUCCUCCACUAAAUAUCUGACAUCCCCAUUACCGGAUACAUUUGAAUAAACAUGCCCAAUGUUUCGCCAAUUCAAAUGGAUUAGAUUACUUUUUUGUUGUCUUAUUUGUAGAUUUUGCGGGAUCGGUGGUAAAUCUGGAAUUUUAGAAAAGUUUUGUUAGAUAAUUCAAACGCUUCAGUGUUGAAAUUCAUUAUGAAAAAUAUAUUGAUAUCGUUGGUUUACCAGUUCUGUUGUCUAAACCGAUAGGAUGCAUACACGUGACUCCGCAAUCGUGCGAACAACAUUUUGCCAAGUCUGGACAACGUGAAUCGCUAUCGCAAGCGAUCAAACAAACGGCUUCGAAGGGUGACAUGAAAGCAGUGUCAGGACAAUAACCAGGUUUCGAGUAAUUCGAUGCUAGACAAUUUUCUAUACACUGAAACAAUGUAGAAAUAUUUCUCUUCUCUUCUAACUAUUGAGGAUUUUUUUUCUUUUUUCUUCUUCUUUUUCUUUCAUACACUUUUAUGUUAUUACUUCAAGAUAUACCGCUUGAAAGUUAAACGAUGUUUUCUCAGUUAAAAAAAGAAGAAAAAGAAAAAAUCGCAGUUAACGUAUCAUGGUAGAUCGCUCGUACGUUUUCGUUGUCCCCGUGUGAAAUUGUCCCCGAUUUCGAAGCACCAAACGAGAACUCUCCGAUCAUCGUAACGUAUAUAAUUAUCUUAGGUAUAAAUUAUUUUUGUAAAGCGAUCCGAUUGAAAAGGAUUUCUUCGUUAUCUUACCACAAAAUUACUUUUCGAAUGAAGGAAAGAGGGAGAGAAAGAGAGAGAGAGAGAGAGAGAAGAGAGAGCUAAAGAUUCGACUUAUUCGCUCGAUCCGAUCAUCAUCUUCCAUUUCUUCAGUUUCGAAUUGGAUAUAAUCAACGAAACGUUAAUUACCAUUAAUAUCAUUUUCAUAAAGUAGACUUCAAAAAAAAACUUCGUUUUGAAAACA